UUUCUGUUUCUGGUUUUCGAUCUUUUUUCAAUUAAGCUUUCUCUGUUUAACCUCUGCACCUAAGCUCUCGGCACAAGCGGUGGCGCUUCACAGCGGUGUUCAUUGACAACUUUGUUUGUUUGGAAUAACAUAUUCAAGCGGCGUUAAAUUUUGGCUCUUUCACUACCUUUCAAGAUUUUUUAGCCGGAAAGGAAGCAAUCGGUCUUCGCCUUUUCCAUUUGUCCCCUUUUCAUUGAACAAUUACGUUCAGAAAAGAAGUCAACACGAAAGUCUUUUUCAGAUUUAAGGAAAAAAUUUCCUUGUUAAAUCCUUCCAAAAGGGAAGUAACCUGGACAGAUGGCAAUUGUUACGAAGCAGUCUACUGAAGGUGGCAACAAUAUUCCUCCAACGCCACCUUCAUUACCAGGCCCAGCUACAAACUGUCGGCCGAAGGGGUUGUUUAUGAUGAACAAUGGAUUGGUAACAAAAGGAAACAGCUGUGUGUCAACAGCCACGAGAGAUAUGUGGGAUAAUCUCUUUGAUGGAGGCUUUAGGGCCGAUGUUACCGUUAGAACUGAUAAUGGUGGAAUCAUCUACGCACAUGCUGCGGUUCUUGGCAUGGCUUCUCCUGUCUUAAGAGGCAUGUUGAAACCAGCAAAGGGCUUUGAUCGUAAGAGAUCAAUUUCAGUCUCUGGUAUUCAGCAUGAUGCAGUUCGGGUUUUCAUUAGAUUCUUGUACUCUUCCUGUUACGAGGAAGAAGAAAUGAAGGAACUUGACCUACCAUUGUUGUUGCUGUCACAUGCAUAUGUUGUUCCUCAGUUGAAACGAACUUGUGAGCAGCAACUAGAGGAUGGUUUGCUUACACUAGAAAAUGUCGUUGACGUCUUCCAGCUUUCUUUACUUUGCGAUGCACCUCGGCUUGCCCUUAUUAGUCACCGUAUGAUCCUAAGGAACUUCAAGGCUAUUUCUGUGACAGAAGGAUGGAAUGCCAUGAAGAAGAGCCAUCCAGCUCUGGAAAAAGAAAUUGUAGAGUCCAUGAUUUAUGAAGAAAAUGUUCGAAAGGAGAAACUCAGAGAAUCAAAUGAGCGAAAGAUCUACCUUCUAUUAUAUGGAGCAAUGGAGGCUCUUGUUCACAUUUGCAGAGAUGGUUGCAGGACCAUUGGUCCAUGUGAUAAGGAUUUCAAAGAGAAUCAGAAACCUUGCACUUAUGCAGCCUGCAAAGGGAUAGAAUUGCUUGUUCGCCAUUUCGCCGGUUGCAAGUUGAGAGUCCCUGGAGGCUGCAUCCACUGCAAAAGAAUGUGGCAACUACUGGAAUUACACGCUCGUCUCUGCGCGGAUUCAAGUUUGUGCAGAGUUCCUUUGUGCGGGAAUUUCAAAGAGAAGAUGAAGAAACAAGGCAAGAAGGAUGAAAUCAAGUGGAAAAUGCUAGUGAAAAAGAUAUUGAGCACAAAGAGAAUCGGAGGUGCACUUGUGUCAUUGACCAGUACGGAUGAGUCCUAGACAAGUUUUUCGAGCUUGGACUCAUUUAACCCAACUACUUUUUAAUCACAACCUGAUCAGUGUACAGCUUUACCUAAAUCCCGAUGUAGAUGGUUUGUUUUAUUUGUAAAUUCAAUUUCAAGUCUUAUAUGCAAAUUAUGAAAGCAGAGAUUAGCUUGUUUUCUUCUAGUUAUUCAG
Messenger RNA from Hibiscus syriacus, 1656 nucleotides. Its product is annotated as BTB/POZ and TAZ domain-containing protein 4-like. Lineage: Eukaryota; Viridiplantae; Streptophyta; Magnoliopsida; Malvales; Malvaceae. Gene Ontology annotation, molecular function: protein binding. The transcript is spliced from 6 exons. The record is from RefSeq and is a predicted model, not a curated record. Bases 337 to 1479 code for a protein of 380 amino acids.